Messenger RNA from Schistosoma mattheei, 567 nucleotides. The record is from the annotation of a GenBank genome assembly. Lineage: Eukaryota; Metazoa; Platyhelminthes; Trematoda; Strigeidida; Schistosomatidae.
AUGACACUUUCUAUUCAACCUGUUUUUAAACAACAAUUAUGUAAGGAAAGUACAAAUCGGAUGGAAACAAAUGUCAAAUUCGUUGUUUUGGGCGGACCUAGUGUGGAUAGUUGUGAUACAGACACAUCGGUCGAUGGAAACAUAGCCUUUGUACAAUUGGAAUUCGAUUCUCAAAUGUCAAAUUAUUUUAAAUUGUCUAAAAUUCAUAAAUCACUUAAUAAUUGUAUUACUGGUAUUUCAUGUUUUGCAUGGCGUGAUGAUGGCCGUCUGUUAGCAGUUGGUCAAUGGGAUGGUAAAAUACGUUUAAUUGACGUGCAUUUAAAAAAUAAUCUACUUAAAAUCAAAUCUUUAGGUUAUCUAUCUAGUUUAGGUAGUUUAAAUGAAGGGAGUUUAAUUGGUGAGUGGAGUUCUACAACACUGACUCAACCACAUGGACCUAAUAUCGAUCAACAAUCCAGACUAAUUCGAUCAUGUACAUUUACAAAACAAUCUCAUUUUCUAAUUACAUCUGUUCCAGCAAAUGGUGGAGCAUUAGGUAGUUUACUUGUAUGGGAUAUUUAUAGAUAG